Messenger RNA from Vespa crabro (European hornet), 718 nucleotides. RefSeq lists its product as uncharacterized. Gene Ontology annotation, biological process: mitochondrial electron transport, NADH to ubiquinone. Lineage: Eukaryota; Metazoa; Arthropoda; Insecta; Hymenoptera; Vespidae. Bases 155 to 649 code for a protein of 164 amino acids. The transcript has 4 exons. The record is from RefSeq and is a predicted model, not a curated record.
ACGUACAUAACAAUUGGUUUCGUAUGGAUAGAAUAAGUAAUGUUAUUAUUACUGUGAGCUCGCACUUUUUAGCUCUCUCUCAUAUGUAUAUCUUUCUUCGAUGGUAGUGUGAGUCUCGUUGUGAUCCGUGCUAGAUACGACGUCGAUAAACAUCAUGAGUGGGCCACCACAGAAUACGGAAGACAUGUCCAUAAUAUUGGGGCGUCGUUUAACUAAAGAAAGAGAACGUUUGAUAGGUAUGACAAAUGAAGAACGUGCAUGGCGUGCACAGUUUUUAAAGGAUCAAAUAUUAGAUCCCUCUGAACCCAUAAUACCACCAGAUUAUUAUAAAAAAAGAUAUAAUCCAAUUAGAAGAUUUUACAGAGCUCCUAUGAAUAAAUUUGAAAAUAUGUUGGUUCCUCUAGUGGGUCCUACUUUGGCUGAUGGAUUACGUCACAUUGUAGCAAAGGGUAUUAUGGGAAUAAUUUUCAUAUACUCCGCUUGUUACUACUUUAAAUAUAAUAGACACGAAUGGACAAAAUCAGGAGGCUGGAGAACUUCAUUUUCACGUAUUAAACAAUUUCCAAGUGAUCCAGGUUUCCCUAACACUGAGAUACGAUGCAAAGGCAAUGAAUUUGCAAAAUAUGGAUUUGAUAAAUCACCCGUAUAAAAUAUAAAUACUAUUAGUGUAUAUAUAGUUGUUUGAUAUAAUAAAUAAAUGGAGUGGUAGAAAGGAAAA